Molecule: messenger RNA, 1139 nt
Organism: Dicentrarchus labrax (European seabass)
Lineage: Eukaryota; Metazoa; Chordata; Actinopteri; Moronidae
Exons: 2
Coding region: 53-898 (281 amino acids)
Source: RefSeq, a predicted model, not a curated record
UCAGUUGAAUUCUUACUGCCGAAGCUUCACUGUCAGUAGACAUUUACCCACAAUGGCCAAAUACAUCACACACCUUGAACUGUCCCUUGAUGCAGCUGAAGAGCCAACGUUCCGAUCAAAAGGCUUCCAGAAAAACAAUGUCGAUCUGAACAAUGGGGCAGGAGGAAAGUCCAUCCAUCUCUGGUACAAAAAAGAAAGUGGCGCAGAGCCAAUCACCAGGAUUCAAUGCGCAUUCAACAGGAAGAUGGAAGAUGGAUUGAUCGAUGCGGGGUACCAAAAGGUCGUCAACUGGUUCAUCCUUUGGUACUUCCAAGGGCAAACAGAGUACGACAUUCCCAUAGUGGACAUUGAUGUCACUACAGAUGAUGACAGUGCGGCCAGGAAGUUUACCCUUGGCUGGGAGAGACUGUCCUUAGACCUGGGAUUAUUUGGAACCAGGUUCCACUUCUGGCUGAAGAGAGAGAAACCAACAUACAUCUGUGAUGUCUCUGCCACUGAAACCAACACAUCAGACGGAAGGUACUUCAAGGAAGGUUUCAUCCGCAUCGAUGACGACAUCAACAAGUCUGCAGGAGGAUCAGAUGUCUUCACCUGGUACCGUCAGACCACCGACCCCCAGCGCGCCCUCAGUGAUCUGAACGUCUCCACCAAUGAUCUUGAGUAUCAGGUCCUUCAGCGGCAGAAUUACCACCGAGUGAGUGUGAACCUCAACGAGGGGACCGGCGGUAACCAGGUGUACCUGUGGUACAAGAAACAGGCAGGCAAUGAUCGCAUUAAGGGCCUUCUUCUCAUACCAGAUGUUGUUGAAGGUUAUCGUAAGGCUGGUGUCAAUGUUAUUGAAAGAAAUCUCAACGCAGGCAACAAAGGCCCCACUGAGUACCUGUGUGUUUAUCAGUGAAAGCCUGAGAAAGCCUUCUUCAUGUUAACAGAGCUGAGAAUCAUCAACACUAGUGGAAAGCUCAGUCCAACAAUGCUGUUAAAUCAUUUUGGUGAUUGUUUCUUCUAACUGUUUUUUUGCUUUUUUCAACCUUGCUGUCAAUUAAAUCAAUCAAAGUAUUUCAAAUGUCAAUUUUUAAACAAUGAUGAUAAAUGAAUUGUGGAGUUUGCUGCUUUUCAAUAAAGACACAUUUACAUCUUAA